AUGAGUGAAUUGCCUAAACCGAUUACUGAUAGUUUUUUGAAAUCACAAACGUUAUCUCAAGGAGAUUCACAAAAAACGGCACAAAACGAAUCUGAAAAUUUCAUCCUGGAUCCGGAAAAUUCGAAUGAUAGAAAAAUAACGUCAAAAAAACGGGUUUUAGAUGAUGAUGCCUUUUCACAAUAUGGAGAAAUUUCUAAAGCUACCAAAUACAAUCAUAAUGAUAGUAUUAGAACCUUUUGGAAAUCAAAUACUAUUCAUGCUAAAUUAUAUAAUGAAAGGCUUGAUGACCGAGAA
Racocetra fulgida is the source of this 294-nucleotide messenger RNA. Lineage: Eukaryota; Fungi; Glomeromycota; Glomeromycetes; Diversisporales; Gigasporaceae. The record is from the annotation of a GenBank genome assembly.